Molecule: messenger RNA, 210 nt
Organism: Cercopithifilaria johnstoni
Lineage: Eukaryota; Metazoa; Nematoda; Chromadorea; Rhabditida; Onchocercidae
Source: the annotation of a GenBank genome assembly
AUGUGGAUAUUCAUUACUGUAUUACUUGUUGCUACCUUAGCAGAAGUUAAUACGGCGAACGAUGACGAGAAGGCAUCAGUUAAGGAGGAAGAAUCAAGUGAAGAAAAUUCAGAAGAGGAGCAAUACGAUGAUGAUCAUCAAAAAUUUGAAAUGAAUGAGGAGGAUAGUUUAUCAAAGAGAUCAGAAAAUCAGUCCCAUCCGCCAGGUUAG